GUGUGUGUGUGUGCGCGUGCGGAUUGCCCUGCCAUAGACUGGUGUCCCAUCCUGAGAGGUCCCAGGGAUUGGAUCUGCACCCCCACCACCCAGUCAAGGAAACCGUGAUUGACAGCACGCGCCCAGCGUAGGGGUCCCACGUCCGGCGAGCGGGUGCGAGAGAGUCGGCGCAGCGGCGGGAGCGGAGCGCUCCCUCAGGGCAGCACACGCCAACCGCCCGACCAUGACCCCGGAGAAGAAGAGGAACGAGGCGGGCCUUCCUGAUGGUGGCUGGGGCUGGAUGAUCGUGGCCAGUUGCUUCUUGGUCACCAUCUGCACCAGGGCCGUCACCAGGUGCAUCUCCAUCUUUUUUGUGGAGUUCCAGAUGCACUUUGGUCACGACUACGCGAGGACGGCGUGGAUACACUCGCUGGUGGAUUGCAACACCAUGCUCUUCGCGCCUCUCGGGAGCCUCGUCGGGAACAAGCUGUCGUGCCGAAUUGCCGUGAUCUCGGGGGGCUUCUUGGCCUCUGCCGGCCUGGUCACGAGCUCCUUUGCAACCAGUCUGGAGUACCUUUACCUCACCCUCGGGGUCCUGACAGGUGUGGGAUUUGCCCUCUGCUACACGCCGGCCAUCACCAUGGUGGGGACGUAUUUCUGCAAGAGGAAAGCUCUCGCCUACGGGAUCGCCAUGUCGGGCAGCGGCAUCGGGACCUUCCUCCUGGCCCCCGCAGCACAGCUCUUGAUCGAGCGCUACUCGUGGCGUGGCGCGCUCCUGAUCGCCGGGGGCUUCGUGGCUAACCUGUGCGUCUGUGGCGCCUUGCUGAGGCCCGUCGCUCCCAACGGCGGCCUGACAACCACAGCCGCGUCGGCGGACUCCGAGGAUGCGUCGGAGGUCCGGCAGGGCUGCGACCCCUGCUCCUGGCUCCGAGGAGAGCGCGGCUUCCUGCUGAGACCCCGCUUUGUGGUGCUGGCUGCCUCUUUUGUCCUUCUGGCCACCGGCUGCAGCCUGCCCUUCGUCUACCUGGUCCCCUACGCCCUGGAUGUGGGCGUGAGCUACCAGCAGGCCGCCUUACUCAUGUCCAUCCUCGGGGUGAUCGACAUCGUGGGUAAUCUCACAUUUGGAUGGCUCACCGACAGAAGGUGUCUGAGGCAGCACCGUGGGAUGUGCUACAUGUUGGCGGUUGCCCUGGAGGGUCUGUGCUGCCUCGUCGCCCCCCUGCUGCAGAGCUUCGGCCUCCUGGUGCCCUUCGCCGUGCUCUACGGCUACUUCGACGGGGCCUACGUGACUCUCAUUCCGGUGGUGACAUCGGACGUUGUCGGACCCUCGCACCUCUCCUCGGCCCUGGGGGUCGUGUAUUUCCUGCACGCUUUUCCCUACCUCUUCAGCCCACCCGUCGGAGGUUGGCUGGUGAACAGAACUGAGUCCUACACAGCGACCUUCUUCCUCAGCGGCUUCACACUGCUCUCAAGCUCCCUGCUGCUGGGCACGGCCGCGGCGGUCCGACGGUGUCGGAAGACGAGUAUGGUCGUCACAGACAAAUAUCCCAGAUGGGACCUACUUAUCAGGAACCAAAAAGCUGAACUAAAAAGCUGA
Messenger RNA from Scleropages formosus (Asian bonytongue), 1576 nucleotides. It is a transcript of the gene slc16a12b, whose product is annotated as solute carrier family 16 member 12b. Lineage: Eukaryota; Metazoa; Chordata; Actinopteri; Osteoglossiformes; Osteoglossidae. Gene Ontology annotation, biological process: creatine transmembrane transport. The record is from RefSeq and is a predicted model, not a curated record. The transcript has 7 exons. Gene Ontology annotation, molecular function: transmembrane transporter activity. The coding region runs from base 224 to 1576 and encodes 450 amino acids.